AUGCCUCUGCUAGGACUGUCACGCACGCGCAAUCACGACUCCCAACCUUUCGCUUGCUAUGACAACCUGGGCAGGGAGAAAAAGCAUGGUGCAGGGCAGAGAUAUGUCAACCCUACCACUGGGAUCUGUCGAAAACUCGUACUGCAAGCCGUCAAACCCUCUCAAACAUCCGAAGUCAAAGUCAAAGAAAUUCCCAUCAAGCAUCACGCCAACGGCACGAGCAAACUCGCCAGAUGGCUUUUAUCCAAUUCCCCCAUAAGAAGAUGGAUUAUUCUCGAGUGGUUCAUCAAAUUCUUGCUGUUUCAUUGGCUGCUAUUUUGGUCAAGCUCGCAUAGCGCUGGAUACUACAAACCGUAUAGCCGCAGGUUUCGCGGCCAGCUAUGGGCAGCUCGUUCCUCCAGGGAGUAUUCUUCGCGCUUUAGAGAGGAGGAAGAGAACGAAAUUCGGACACACACUCUUCAUCCUCGGCAUCUCGUGAUCCGCGACCAGAACGAGUGGGUUCUAUGCGCAAAUCGUGAUAUCAUCAUCCACACCAAAUUCAUCGCCAUUUCUUACUGCCAGGCCGAUGCCUUCACUCGGGGAACACCGAGUGAGAAUCAAGAGAGGGCAGACUUCACAGACGAAGUUCGUGCAGCAGUACUCGGACAGGGAUUCGAUGCCUAUUGGCUCGACCUGGAGUGUCUGGGGGCGACUCAGUCAGAGAAGAAUAUGGAUGUGUACUGCAUGGCAGACGUCUACCGUAGAGCGGAGGUGACUUUGAUCAUGCUCGGGAGAGCUGCGUCUGGAGAGAACGAGUCUAGAGAGAACGAGUGUUGGGAGAGAUAUGGCCAGCGGGUAUGGACUUUCCCCGAAACCCUCCUGAGCUCUCGUCUUUGCUACAAGUUCCGGGAUCGGGAAGAGGUUAACUCGUUGUCGUUGUUUCAGCUGGCUAACCUGGCCUAUGCGCACUCCGAAGAUGAACGAGCAAUCGUCAACGCAUACGGCGGAAAGGAUCCGCUUGAGCGGCUGGAGCGCUUGACACUCCUUCAACAAGCUAUAUGGAGGCGCGGUACAUCAAAUCAUCCAAUAGGUCCUCCACUCCCGCCACAGUCGGAUAUGAUAGGCGGGGAGCCUAUCUCCAGUGGGGUGUACCCAGCGGAGCAUGUCUAUGCUCUCAUGGGCUUUUUUGAGCACCGCAUUCUUCCAAACCAUAUGGAGGACAGUCUGAAAGCUCUCGCAAGGUUGUCAAUGGCCAACGAUAACGACCGGAUCAUUGAGCGCAUGCUAUCCAUGCUUCCCUCAAACAUUACCGAGAUGGCGUGCUGGUACGCUGAGAAUGAUAUGUACGGCGCGAAUCUUUGGGAUAUGAUCCCGGAGAUCCAAGUCUCUGGUGUGACGAAGAGCGGAGCUCUCGUUGCGGAUGGCUGUCGGGCGGCAGCUAUCAGAUGGAGGGAUUUCCCAAAGGUUGCAUGUACGUUCAGGUAUUCGCUGAGGAGGCGAAUUGCCGGUUCCAUGCCGUAUCUCGCAUGGCUGAUCGUUAUCGCCGGGGUGGUAAUUAUGAUUAUACUGAACACCUACAAAAGGACAGGCAUCGCAUUCAUCGCCGUCGGAGUCGUGCUCCUCCUCCUUUCCCCUAAAUCGUUUCUCUACAGUCAAUCUGGGCCUGUUGUCAACGCGCCGCCAUGGCUCAUCGGGGUCAAAGGAGUGAUCCACAGAGAUAUUGUAGAAAGUUAUUUGUAUGGGGGCGCCAUACAAUACUUAAGGAUGAUUUUCACACCGAGCGGUUCUUGGUUCUCCGUUCCGGAACAAGAGGAGUUACGUGGGGGUUCAAACAAGCAAUACGAGGAUGCGAUACAGGCAGAGGAGAGUGGAUCAUAUGCGGGAAAGAUGUACACGCUCAUCGACACAUACUCGUCGACGAUGUACUAUUUCCAUGCUGAGAAAGCGCCGACAGUGUGUAUCUUCACAGGACGGGAGGGAGGGCUUGGCAGGUUCUUGCUUUGUUCGGAGAACUGCCAGAGCAAUGAGCUGCAUAAGGAGAGCGUGUUGAGGAUGCCCACGGAGAUCAUUCAGAAGAUGCCGAUGUGUGGUUGGAUCGCACUUGGAUGA
Messenger RNA from Suillus clintonianus, 2088 nucleotides. RefSeq lists its product as uncharacterized. The record is from RefSeq and is a predicted model, not a curated record. The transcript has 2 exons. NCBI's taxonomy places the organism in Eukaryota, Fungi, Basidiomycota, Agaricomycetes, Boletales, Suillaceae. Bases 1 to 2088 code for a protein of 695 amino acids.